Molecule: messenger RNA, 6593 nt
Organism: Apodemus sylvaticus (European woodmouse)
Lineage: Eukaryota; Metazoa; Chordata; Mammalia; Rodentia; Muridae
Gene: Dock6
Product: dedicator of cytokinesis 6
Exons: 50
Coding region: 68-6400 (2110 amino acids)
Biological process (GO): small GTPase-mediated signal transduction; positive regulation of GTPase activity
Cellular component (GO): cytosol
Molecular function (GO): guanyl-nucleotide exchange factor activity
Source: RefSeq, a predicted model, not a curated record
CCCGCGCGCCAGCUCCGCCCAGCCCGGCUGCCCAGACUCGGGAGGCUGCGGCGGGACGCGGGGCGUCAUGGCGGCCUCGGAGCGCCGCGCCUUCGCUCACAAGAACAACAGGACUGUAGCUGCUGAGGUCCGGAAGCAGGUGUCCCGGGAACGCAGCGGCUCACCCCACUCCAGCCGACGCUCCAGUAGUUCCCUGGGGGUCCCUCUGACGGAGGUCAUUGAGCCCCUGGACUUCGAGGAUGUGCUUCUGAGCCGGCCACCUGAAGUAGAGCCCGGUCCCCUCAGGGACUUGAUAGAGUUUCCAGCCGAUGACCUGGAACUACUGAAGCAGCCCCGAGAAUGCCGGACCACAGAGCCUGGGGUGCCGGAGGAUGGAAAGUUGGAUGCCCAGGUGAGGGCCGCAGUGGAGAUGUACUCAGAGGACUGGGUCAUCGUUCGCAGAAGGUACCAGCACCUGAGUACAGCAUACAGCCCCAUCACUACUGAGACACAGCGUGAGCGGCAGAAGGGCCUCACCUGCCAGGUCUUCGAGCAGGACGCCCCUGGGGAUGAGAGGACGGGUCCUGAGGAUGUGGAUGAUUCCCUGCACUGUUCGGGCUCCCCAGAGGACACGCCUCGAAGCAGCGGGGCCUCAGGCAUCUUCAGCCUGCGGAACCUGGCUGCGGACUCCCUGCUGCCCACGCUGCUUGAGCGGGCGGCCCCGGAGGACGUGGACCGGCGCAAUGAAGCCCUCAGGCGGCAGCACCGGGCCCCCGCCCUGCUCACCUUGUACCCAGCACCUGAUGAGGAUGAAGCUGUCGAACGCUGCAGCCGCCCCGAGCCGCCCCGAGAGCACUUUGGACAGAGGAUCCUGGUGAAAUGCCUGUCACUCAAGUUUGAGAUUGAAAUUGAACCCAUCUUUGGCACCUUGGCCCUGUAUGAUGUGCGGGAGAAGAAAAAGAUUUCAGAAAACUUCUACUUUGACCUAAACUCGGACUCAGUUAAGGGGCUGCUCCGGGCCCAUGGCACCCACCCGGCCAUCUCUACCUUAGCCCGCUCCGCCAUCUUCUCCGUGACCUACCCCUCUCCUGACAUCUUCCUAGUUGUCAAGCUCGAAAAGGUGCUACAGCAGGGGGACAUCAGCGAGUGCUGCGAACCCUACAUGGUGAUGAAGGAGACGGACACGGUGAAGAACAAAGAGAAGCUGGAGAAGUUGCGUGUGGCCGCCGAGCAGUUCUGCACCAGGCUGGGCCGCUACCGCAUGCCCUUCGCCUGGACGGCCGUGCACCUUGCCAACAUCGUGAGCAGCGUCGGAUCCCAGGACCGGGACUCCGACUCCGAGGGCGAACGCAAACCCACCUGGGCCGAACGCCGGCGUCGGGGCCCCCAGGAUCGAGGCUCCGGUGGGGAUGAUGCCUGCAGCUUCUCCAGCUUCCGCCCGGCCACGUUAACUGUCACCAACUUUUUUAAACAGGAGGCAGAACGGCUCAGUGAUGAAGACCUGUUCAAGUUUCUGGCGGACAUGCGGCGACCAUCGUCCCUGCUGAGGCGACUGCGACCUGUGACUGCUCAGCUCAAGAUUGACAUCUCCCCUGCACCCGAAAACCUGCACUUCUGCCUGUCCCCUGAGUUACUGCACGUCAAGCCCUACCCUGACCCCAGGGGACGGCCCACCAAGGAGAUCCUGGAGUUCCCGGCCCGUGAGGUCUAUGCCCCCCAUACCUGUUACAGGAACCUGCUCUUCGUGUACCCACACAGCCUCAACUUCAGCAGCCGCCAGGGCUCGGUGCGCAACCUAGCCGUGCGGAUCCAGUACAUGGCUGGCGAAGACCAGAGCCAGGCCUUGCCGGUCAUCUUUGGGAAAUCUAGCUGCAGCGAGUUCACCCGAGAGGCCUUCACACCAGUGGUCUAUCACAACAAGUCUCCUGAAUUCUACGAGGAAUUCAAGCUCCGACUUCCUGCCUGCGUGACGGAGAACCAUCACCUCUUUUUUACCUUCUACCAUGUCAGCUGCCAGCCCCGGCCAGGAACGGCCCUGGAGACGCCCGUGGGAUUCACUUGGAUCCCGCUGUUACAACAUGGCCGCCUGAGGACUGGUCCCUUCUGCCUGCCCGUGUCCGUGGACCAGCCUCCACCCAGCUAUUCAGUCCUGACCCCGGAUGUCGCGCUGCCAGGCAUGCGCUGGGUGGACGGUCACAAGGGCGUGUUCAGCGUGGAACUCACAGCCGUGUCGUCCGUGCACCCCCAGGACCCCCACUUGGACAAGUUCUUCACCCUGGUGCAUGUUCUAGAGGAAGGGAUCUUUCCAUUCCGGCUCAAGGAGACGGUCCUGAGCGAGGGCACGAUGGAGCAGGAGUUGCGGGCCAGCCUGGCAGCCCUGCGCCUCGCCAGCCCCGAGCCCCUCGUGGCCUUCUCCCACCACGUGCUGGACAAGCUUGUCCGCUUGGUUGUGCGGCCGCCGAUCAUCUGUGGCCAGAUGGUGAACCUGGGACGAGGGGCCUUUGAAGCGAUGGCUCAUGUAGCCAGCCUUGUGCACCGGAACCUGGAGGCCGUCCAAGACUCCCGCGGUCACUGCCCACUGCUGGCUGCCUAUGUCCACUACGCCUUUCGCCUCCCUGGUGGUGACCCCUGCCUGCCAGGCGACGCCCCUCCAGCAACUGUCCAGGCUGCCACACUGUCCCGCGGCUCCGGCCGCCCCGCCAGCCUCUACCUGGCUCGGUCGAAGAGUAUCAGCAGCAGCAACCCUGACCUGGCCGUGGUCCCCGGCUCUGUGGACGACGAGGUGUCCCGCAUCCUAGCCAGCAAGGGUGUCGAUCGCUCACACUCCUGGGUGAAUUCUGCUUAUGCUCCGGGCGGCAGCAAGGCUGUGCUGCGUCGGGUGCCCCCAUACUGCGGGGCUGACCCCAGACAGGCCAGCGACCGCAGCUCCUCUUACCUAGAGGCCUCCUCCUCCUCGGCCCUGCCAGCCCCUCAGCCGAGACUCGCUGUGCAGAAGCUGCUGCACGAGGAGCUGGCUCUGCAGUGGGUGGUGAGUGGCAGUGCGGUGCGUGAGCUGGUCCUGCAGCACGCCUGGUUCUUCUUCCGGCUCAUGGUAAAAAGCAUGGAGCUGCACCUGCUCCUGGGUCAGCGCCUCGACACUCCCCGCAAGCUGCGCUUCCCUGGGCGCUUCCUGGACGACAUCACCGCCCUGGUGGCCUCUGUGGGCCUGGAAGUCAUCACCCGAGUCCAUAAGGACAUGGAGUUAGCUGAACGCCUCAACGCUAGCCUGGCCUUCUUCCUCAGUGACCUCCUGUCCAUAGCGGACCGAGGCUACGUCUUCAGCCUGGUGCGCGCUCACUACAAGCAGGUGACCACUCGGCUGCAAUCCGCCCCCAACCCAGCUGCACUGCUCACACUGCGAAUGGACUUCACCCGCAUCCUGUGUAGCCAUGAGCACUACGUGACCCUGAACCUCCCCUGUUGCCCCCUGUCGCCCCCAGCCUCCCCCUCCCCCUCGGUGUCCUCCACCACCUCCCAGAGCUCCACCUUCUCCAGCCAGACCCCUGACCCAAAGGUGACCAACAUGUUCGAGCUGAGCGGGCCAUUCAGGCAGCAGCACUUCCUGUCCGGACUCCUGCUGACAGAGCUGGCCCUGGCCCUGGAUCCAGAGGCUGAGGGGGCGUCCCUUCUGCACAAGAAGGCCAUUAGCGCCGUGCACAGCCUGCUGUGCAGCCACGAUGUUGACUCCCGCUACACUGAAGCCUCCGUGAAGGCCAAGGUGGCCGAGCUGUACCUGCCCCUCCUCUCCCUUGCGAGGGACACACUGCCGCGGCUGCACAGCUUUGCGGAGGGCUCAGGGCAGCGAUCAAGACUGGCUUCCAUGCUGGACUCAGACACAGAUGGUGAAGGGGACAUCGGCGGCACCAUCAACCCGUCUGUGGCCAUGGCCAUCGCUGGGGGGCCCCUGGCUCCUGGCUCUCGCACCAGCAUUUCCCAAGGACCUUCAACGGCAGCCCGCUCAGGCUGUCCCCUGUCUGCCGAAUGCAGCCGGACCUUGCUGGUGUGUGUGCUGUGGGUCUUGAAGAAUGCAGAGCCAGCGCUCCUGCAGCGCUGGGCCGCUGACCUGGCCCUGCCCCAGCUGGGGCGCCUCCUCGACCUGCUCUACCUCUGUCUGGCUGCCUUCGAGUACAAGGGGAAGAAAGCCUUUGAGCGGAUCAACAGCCUCACGUUCAAGAAGUCCCUGGACAUGAGGGCCCGUCUGGAGGAGGCCAUCCUGGGGACCAUCGGGGCGAGGCAGGAGAUGGUGCGGCGGAGCCGGGAGAGAAGUCCAUUUGGAAACCAAGAGAAUGUUCGCUGGCGUAAGAGUGUCACACACUGGAGACAGACCUCAGACCGUGUGGACAAGACCAAGGACGAAAUGGAACACGAAGCUCUGGUAGAUGGAAACCUGGCGACAGAGGCCAGCCUGGUGGUCCUGGACACGCUGGAGAUCAUCGUGCAGACAGUGAUGCUGUCCGAGGCCCGUGAGAGCGUCCUGGGUGCUGUGUUGAAAGUGGUCCUCUACAGUCUCGGCAGCGCCCAGAGCGCCCUCUUCCUGCAGCACGGCCUGGCCACCCAGCGGGCCCUGGUCUCCAAGUUUCCAGAACUGCUUUUCGAGGAGGACACGGAGCUUUGUGCCGACCUCUGCCUGAGGCUUCUGCGACACUGUGGCAGCCGCGUCAGCACCAUCCGCACACACGCCAGCGCCUCACUCUACCUGCUUAUGCGCCAGAACUUCGAGAUCGGCCAUAACUUUGCCCGUGUGAAGAUGCUGGUGACCAUGUCCCUGUCGUCCCUUGUGGGGACAACUCAGAACUUCAGUGAAGAGCACUUGAGAAGGUCGCUCAAGACCAUCCUUACCUAUGCAGAGGAGGACCUAGGGCUGAGGGACAGCACCUUCGCUGAGCAGGUUCAGGAUCUCAUGUUCAACCUGCACAUGAUCCUGACGGACACGGUGAAGAUGAAGGAGCACCAGGAGGACCCCGAGAUGCUCCUGGACCUCAUGUACAGAAUUGCCCGGGGAUACCAAGGCUCUCCAGACCUGCGGCUGACGUGGCUGCAGAACAUGGCUGGCAAACAUGCAGAGCUGGGCAACCACGCAGAGGCUGCCCAGUGCAUGGUCCAUGCCGCUGCCCUGGUGGCUGAAUACCUUGCCCUCCUUGAGGACAGUCGCCACCUGCCUGUGGGCUGUGUGUCCUUCCAGAAUGUCUCAUCCAACGUGCUGGAAGAAUCUGCCAUCUCUGAUGACAUCCUGUCGCCGGAUGAGGAGGGCUUCUGCUCUGGGAAGAACUUCACAGAGCUGGGCCUGGUGGGGCUGCUGGAACAGGCAGCCGCCUACUUCACCAUGGGUGGUCUGUAUGAAGCCGUGAACGAAGUCUACAAAAACCUCAUCCCCAUCCUGGAGGCCCACAGAGACUACAAGAAGCUGGCCGCCGUGCAUGGGAAGCUACAGGAGGCCUUCACCAAGAUUAUGCACCAGAGCUCUGGCUGGGAGCGUGUAUUUGGGACAUAUUUCCGAGUGGGCUUCUAUGGCGCACGAUUUGGUGACCUGGAUGAACAAGAGUUUGUGUACAAGGAACCGUCAAUCACGAAGCUGGCAGAGAUCUCACACCGGCUGGAGGAGUUUUAUACGGAGCGGUUCGGGGAUGAUGUGGUAGAGAUCAUCAAAGAUUCUAACCCCGUGGACAAGUCCAAGCUGGACCCACAGAAGGCCUACAUCCAGAUAACCUACGUGGAACCCCAUUUUGACACUUACGAGCUCAAGGACCGGGUGACCUACUUUGACCGGAACUACGGGCUGCGGGCCUUCCUCUUCUGCACACCCUUCACGCCGGACGGGCGCGCGCACGGAGAGCUGGCCGAACAGCACAAACGCAAGACACUGCUGAGCACGGAGCACGCCUUUCCCUACAUCAAGACCCGCAUCCGAGUGUGCCACCGUGAGGAGACAGUGCUGACACCAGUGGAGGUGGCCAUUGAGGACAUGCAGAAGAAGACACGGGAGCUGGCCUUUGCCACUGAGCAGGACCCUCCAGAUGCCAAGAUGCUGCAGAUGGUUCUUCAGGGCUCUGUGGGACCCACUGUGAACCAGGGUCCCUUGGAAGUGGCCCAGGUAUUUUUGUCAGAGAUCCCAGAAGAUCCCAAGCUCUUCCGACAUCACAACAAACUACGGCUCUGCUUCAAGGAUUUCUGCAAAAAGUGUGAGGAUGCACUGAGAAAGAACAAGGCCCUGAUUGGCCCCGACCAGAAGGAGUACCACCGGGAACUGGAGCGCCACUACAGCCGCCUGCGGGAGGCGCUGCAGCCUCUGCUCACCCAGCGUCUGCCCCAGCUGCUGGCACCAAGCUCCACCAGCCUCAGGAACUCCAUGAACAGAUCGAGUUUCAGGAAGACUGACCUCUGACAAACGAGGCUAAGAGUCACACCCAGAAGUCCAGCACCCACACCUCAGCUGCCUGUGCCUUUCUGGACCCCUACCUGCCCCUCCUCCAUGGGGUGACCAAAGUCCCUGGAGCUGGGCCCUCUCUCUGCACUGAUGGAUUCUAAGUUUUGUUUUUGUUUGUCUGUCUUUAAUUUAAAGUGAGUUUUAUAUACAA